UGCAUUAUCAGAUACCACUAACUUUGUUCAUGACAAGAAAACCGAUAGCAAAUAUCAUAGUUUAACAUUGGUUUUAACACGUGAACACAUGAGGAAUUGAUUAUUGCUUUAAAAUAAUGGCGGAAUACUCUUGAAUGACUAAUGUAUAGCAAUGUUUUGUAUAAAUGCACGUAUUGAUAUGUUUGGUUUUACUGUUUGACUCAUUUAUUCAGUAACAGAGAUUUUUUUCAGGAUAAUACUUGUUCGUUCUCCAGGAGUUAUGUGAUAAUUGGAACAAUCUGGACAGUGACGGUUAGCUAAUUUUCGCUGUAUCAUCUGCAUUUACUUUUUUACCUGGUGAAUGUGUGCCUGGAUAUAACGGUAUUUUUUUGCACAUUUUUUGACUGUAGUAUCAGCUGAUAUUUUCAAGUUCAGGUGCAUAUAUACUAUUUGUGAAUGACCGAAUUUCAUUUACUAUAGUGUUUUAUGGGCUAACUUAAGUAUAAUAUUUCGAGUAACCGUAUAUGCCAUUUCGGAUAAGAAAGGUUUAAAGGACGACAUCAUACCUUAGUGGUGUGAUCUUAAAUUUCAUCAAGUUUAGUGUAGUGUGAAAGUUAAAAGUGACUCCAAGGAAGGUUAAGUAAAUUCAUUCACGAUGCAGGGACGGUUUCGUUUGAAGUUGAAGCAGUUUUUAAAUGUUACAAAUUGUUCUACAAAAAUAUCUGUUGGAUAUGGACAAAAACAUCCACCGGCGAGCGACUGGAGGAAAACUUGGUGGGAGUCCUUUGAGGAGACUCCACUUUAUGCGGCUAUCUGGACGUACCUUGGGUAUGGCAUGCUCGUCAUUGUGGGGUAUAUAAGGGACUUCCUUCGCAAUGUAGGAUUAGAGAAACAGAAAUCAUGCACGGAACCCAGGAUGCCGGGUUUUGUACCGUUGUACCAAAGUUGGGAGAAUUUCUACACCCGGAACCUAUACCGUCGGGUUCGAGACUGUUGGAACCGUCCUAUAUGCAGUGUGGCAGGAGAGUACAUGGACGUAAUGGACAGAACGUCACCAGAUCACGGCUGGAACUUCGAAUUAUCUGAGAAAAAGCACCAUGUCAUGAAUUUCGGGUCCUACAAUUACCUUGGUUUCGCCGAUAAUAAAGGCCCCUGCAAGGACUCAGCGGAAGCUACCACGCGGAAUUAUGGUAUUACAACAUGCGGCAGCCGACAGGAACUGGGUUAUCUAGAUAUACAUCGAGAACUUGAAGAGCUAAUUGCACAAUUCCUUGGUGUAGAAGCAGCCAUGACAGUGCCUAUGGGGUUUGCAACCAAUUCUAUGAAUAUGCCCUGCCUUGUUAAUAAAGGCUGUCUGAUCUUAAGUGACGAGUUGAACCAUGCAUCGUUAGUGCUGGGUAGUCGGCUAACUGGGGCCACUAUACGAACAUACAAACAUAAUGAUAUGGUCGAUUUAGAAAAGAAGUUGAAAGCAUUAAUUAUUCAUGGACAACCAAGAAGUCGUAGACAAUGGAAGAAAAUUCUUAUCGUGGUUGAAGGGGUUUAUAGUAUGGAAGGUUCCAUAGCGUGUUUACCUGAAAUUUUAAGACUGAAGAAAAAAUACAAAGCGUAUGUUUACCUAGAUGAGGCUCACAGUAUAGGGGCCGUCGGAAAUAAGGGGCGUGGUAUCGUUGACUAUUUUGGCAUUGAUCCAAAAGAUAUAGACAUUAGAAUGGGAACAUUUACUAAAAGUUUUGGAUCAGCCGGCGGCUAUAUAGGCGGCUCUAAGAAAUUGAUAAACCAUUUACGAUGUCACUCACAUGCGGCUAUAUACAGUCCCACAAUGCCACCACCGGUUGCCCAACAGGUCAUUACGUCAAUGAGAAUUAUAAUGGGCCUUGACGGCACACAUGAAGGCCUUAGAAGAAUUCAGCAGUUGAAGGACAAUAUACGUUAUUUCCGGCGGAGGCUUCAUGAAAAAGGCUUUAUAAUCUACGGAAAUAAAGAUUCUCCAGUAGUUCCAAUUCUCAUCUAUUAUCCAUCUAAAACAGUAGCUUUUAGUCGAGAAUGUUUGAAGCGUGGCCUUGGAACAGUAGUGGUUGGUUUCCCGGCAACUUCUAUCAUAGAAUCACGUGCAAGAAUUUGCUUGUCGGCUGCUCAUACACCGGAAAUGGUUGACAAGGCUUUAGACAUUAUAAAUGAAGUAGGGGAUUUAUUACGAAUAAAAUAUUCUCACAUGGAGUUGCCACAGUGGUGUGAAGAUGACACCAACGCUAAUGAUCUUAUACAGGACUAGGUUGUAUUCUACAGCAUUCUAAGGUCUGACCUCCCGUAGCAGGGUAUCAAGAUUAAGUUGUUGUAUUAGGGAACUGCUGUAUAUGUGGUAUAUUACUACAGGUGUGCAGUACUUUAUAAAAAUUACUCUGUACAGUUAUGCUGUGGAUUAUGUUGCUGCACUGCAGUUGUACAAGACAUAUUGUAGUAUGUACAGUUUUACAGUGCUUUACAUAAUUACUCUGCAGUUGUGUAUGACACUAUGUUGCUACAGAACAUGAAACACAGUUUUAAAGUGCUUUAUAUGACUACUCGACAGUUGUCUAUAGCAUUAUGUUGCUACAGUGCAUGGAGUAGUUUUACAGUGCUCUAUGUGGUUGGUGUACAGUUGUGCACAACAUUAUGUUGCUACAGUCAGCAUUUGUAGUACAAUUUUACAGUGCUAUAUAAUGUUUCUCUACUGUUGAGCACUACCUGAUUUAUGUUGCUACACAAUAUAACAUUGUACAGUAAGAUUUUUAGUUAUUUUACAAAUGUGCACUACAAUAUAUGGCUACAAUAUAGUAAAAUUUUACACUGCUAAAUCGAGGGUUCAACGCAAUAAGGGCGUAUCUACAUAUAAUAAUCAUAUGUAGAUACGCCCUUAUUGCGUUGAACCCUCGAAAUGUGGUUGCAGUAUAAUAUUGUUCACAGCAUCAUGUUGCUACACUGCAGUUGUAACUUGUACAGUACAUGAUGUAGUACAAUUUUACAGUGUUAUGUGUGGUAUGUGGUUACACAUUUUUCAAACAGUUGUACAUGGUAUUAAGAUAACUCUACAGUUGAGCACAGAUUUGUGUAGUUUUGCUAUACUCCAUGCUACAUGAUGAAAUUAAGAUGAAGUUUUGCUAUAAAAAACACAGACACUAAGCUAUUUUGUGUAGUUUGUGAUACUUAAAAUGCUACAGGAUAUAAUUAAGGUAUAGUCUUGCUACAUAAAGCAAAAUACUACACUGGUUUGUGUCGUUAUACAUACUUCACUUUACACUACAUGAUGGAGUUAAGAUAUAGUUUGCAACUAACAGCUAAGACACUACACAAAACAUUUUGUGUUGUUUUGCUACACUUCAUGCUACAUGAUGGUUUAUAGUUUGCAACAUAAAGCAAAGACACUGCUUUAGUUUGAGUUCUUGAAUUCAAGUUUGAAGAGAUGGUACUAGUGCAAUAUAUAGGGUCAUUUAAUCAAUUUUUUUUCAAAUAUAACCCGUUCUCUUAUGAGACUAGGAGACUAGGGAUAUGUUUCAAACAAAUACUUCGGUUUUGUCAUUAAUUUUGCCAUAAAUUUGAUUUCUGUAAUACAAAUUUUUGACAAAUUUUAAGUAUUCUAAUUACCAGUUACUAGAAUUGAUUGUACAAAGUGUUAACUUCUGGACAAAACUCUUAUGUUUUAUGAGAAACAGACACAAAAUUGGAAUUUGCACUAAAUGUAAAAAAAAUAACCAAAUCUUGGUCACUUGAAAUGCCAUCCACUUUUGUUCAAACUUGUCUAUUAGUUGGGUUCUUGAAACAGGCAUUGUGCCACAACAAAACUUGAUCAAAUGUUUAAAGUAAUAUACAGACUUACAUAGGAAAGUGAAACAGGCCUUGUCAUUAAUGUUAACUUUGGUGAACAAAUAUUUUAGUGUAACUAGCUGUUAAUGUUAACUUUGGUGACUGAUGUUUUGAGCAAUAUUUAUACUGACUUAUACAAGAGAGUGAAACAGGCCUUGUCAUUAAUUGUUAACUUUGAUGAACAAAUGUUUUGUAUUAAUUACAUUGUUGCAAAAGGCCAUUUUUUUUUAAAAUCAAACAUUUGUUAAAUUUCUACAUUUUAUUCCUUAUCAUGUGAAGCAUAUUGUCCAAACUAGACUGAAUUGAGACUCUUUAGAACCAAUGUGAUCAAAGCCUGCUUUUUUCAAAAUUUUUGAACAGAGAUGCAAUUGAUUUUUUUUUACGUUUAUACAUGUGAAUUUGUUUAGUGAUACAAGUCAUAUCUUUGCUGUGUUUAAUAUUUGUUUAUGGCUUAAGUCAAAUCAUGGAUACAAAGGCCAUUUCAAAUUUAAGCCGAACCAAAACCAAAACUGAAGCAAAUAUAUUAGAAUGCAUUAUGAUCAAUCAGCCAUUUUUAUAUAUUUUCUAAGGAAAAUGAAAAUGAAAUGAAAACAUACAUGAAUUGAAAUCCUGGUUAGGUUGGCUGAAUUUGCUGUGCAAAGAUGAAAAAGGUCAUGGGUCAAAUUACAAUUUUUCACCCAGAGAUUAAGAUCAAAAUUUGGCAUAUAUGUGAAAGUCCUAGCCAGUUCCAAAAUGAAUAAAGUGGAAAAAAAGAAAAAAAAACAGCAUGGUUUCAAACUCAGUUUUGGUUUAAUGGCCUUAAAACCCAUGCAUUUUAAUGCACAUCCUUGCAUUUGUGCAAAAUAUGAUCUCAGUAUUAGAUGAUUAAAGUCACAAGUUAAAUUGUACAAUGUUUUGUUAUAUAUUUAAAUCUGUUAAUGUUAGUAAGAUGAUUAUGAUAUUUUGUUUGUAAAUUUUAUUUAAUUGAGCACAGAUCUUAGAGUAAAAAAAUGCAUGAAUUACAUUUAAAAAUUUUAAAAAUUGACUUAUUAUCACCAUUAUUUACAUAAACCAAACAAUUUUUUAUGAUUGUAUACAGUUUUUGAUGUUAAUAUAUUUCAGAAUUGUGUCAAGGUUAUAUCAAAUUAUUUAAACAUGCACAUGUAUAUAGGAUAAUUUGCUGAUCAAGCAGUGAACAAUGUGAGUCACCCACAUGGGAGUGUUACAGCUCAGCCAGAUAUUGUGAACUGGUGAAAAAUAAUGCCAAUGGCUUUUGACAUUUGUUCAAUGGUUCAGAAUAUAGGCUGGUACUCUCAUAUGCAUGUGAUAUGAUAUGAUGAGCUAAUGUCUGCAUAUUAGCCUUUUUAAGAAUGGUAUGCUAUUUUUAGACUGGUAUGCAAUUUUUAUGGGUGUGCCAUCAUCAAUGUUGCUAAUGUGCCAUUAAAACUUGACCCGUUCGUUUUUUAUUGGAAUUUUAGUAAAUAAUAAUAAAUAAUUUGAGUAAA
Molecule: messenger RNA, 5306 nt
Organism: Mercenaria mercenaria
Lineage: Eukaryota; Metazoa; Mollusca; Bivalvia; Venerida; Veneridae
Product: serine palmitoyltransferase 2-like
Exons: 14
Coding region: 635-2254 (539 amino acids)
Biological process (GO): sphingosine biosynthetic process; ceramide biosynthetic process
Cellular component (GO): serine palmitoyltransferase complex
Molecular function (GO): pyridoxal phosphate binding; serine C-palmitoyltransferase activity
Source: RefSeq, a predicted model, not a curated record